AUGGAGAAGAAGAAGAUUGAUGGGAAGAUGAAUAGUGUCGCUUCGAGUCCACCUAAUUACGUAUCCAUUCUUCAGCUUCAGGAGCGUUGGAUGAGAGAGAAAGAUCGUAAACUGAAGAAAGGAGACUUAGUAGAGAGAGAAGUGAAGCAGCAGGUUAAUGGACAACGAAGGAGAGAAGAAGAAGAAGACGUAAUGAAGAAGGUAGUAGAAAAGUCCAUUGAAGUGCCAAGUGUGAAGCUCGAGGAAAAGGGUUCAAGGGGAGGUGUUUUAUUAGGCCUUGUGGAGUGA
Molecule: messenger RNA, 288 nt
Organism: Arabis nemorensis
Lineage: Eukaryota; Viridiplantae; Streptophyta; Magnoliopsida; Brassicales; Brassicaceae
Source: the annotation of a GenBank genome assembly